ACCGAGUUAAAAUCUCGCGUAAAUCCCUGUCGUACGCGUGUCUGCAUACGCACACGCGCGCAUACGCCGCGGCACGAUUGUGCUGGUGUUUCGUGCGCGUAGCAAAGCGAGGGAGUCUCGAAGGCGGUCUUUAGUUUCGGUUAAGCAUUCGUCGAAGAGAGAAUACAUCUCACUCUCGUCUCCACCUACGUCGCUUUUCUCCGCCGAGUCACGCCGGGUGCGCGAGAUUUCGGCUUCUUCCGGCUUAAAGUUUUAGCAUCCACCCACACCAUCGUUCACCGGGAGGGAGAGCGUCGCUCAAAGGACUUCCGUUCACCAAACAAUAUGAGCCGUCGUCAUUUCGAGAUCGAACUGGGUCAGAAUUGCGAAAGAGUUUGGCGAUGGAAAUCCGGGAAAUCUAAGAACGGUGCACAAGGAUCUAGAUUGGAGUAAACAGGAAAAUGUGAAAAUCGCGACUCGUUUUCCCUUUACGUGUUACGCGAUAUUGCGCGUGAUGUGAACGUUGAAGUGAUUUAUCAUCGUCCACGGCCAGUUUCUCGUGUUUUUUAUGAGACCUCAUCAAUGGAUAGGUCUUAUCAAGAUCCAUGGUGCAUUCGCAGGGACGGUAAUACUCGAGGAUUCCUCUAGUCAGAGCAAUGCCGAUACAAUUAGCGCGUUGAUGAUAAUUGCCACCUCGUAACAGAGGAGAGAGAGUGCAAAGUGCAGCGAACGAGCGUAAGCGAAUUAUUUCCUCCGACUCGAGGGUGGUUUUGCAUUCGUUUGUUUACUUGCACGCGCGCGCGAUGAACGGACGAAAGAAAAAAGAGACGAGGAAAAGGGGUCUUACCAUUCCGGAGACGCUAACAACAACCAACCAUCCAGUCGGAGUGUCGACAGAAUUACCGCUGAUCGACAGCAUCGAAAUCACAGAAUGCAAAAAUCAACCGCACAUUUGCGGAAAUGAAGCAGCGUGUCGCAGCUUACCGGACAACAAAUCGAAAUGUGUGUGUCCGCACGAUUUGACAUUACCGACAUCGGACUUAAAAUGCCCACAUCGUUCGAUUGUUCCUCCGUCGCCCCGACCUAUACAUAAUAUAAUUCCACCGAAGUACAAUAAUGUUACAAAUAGUACGAGUGAGCUACCGGAAGCUGAGCAGGUGGAAGGGUCGUUAUACAAAGUACCUGAAAUAAUAGGAAUAGCUGUAACUUUCGUCAUGGUAAUAGUAUUUUUAUUCGGCAUAGUGUACGCUGUGAAAAGACGAAGUCAUGUCAAAUCGCAGAGAAAUUCUCUCGAUGGAACUCCAAUAAAUCUGAAGAAGGGAUUAUUAGGGCAUAAAUACACGCUUAAUCCCCAAUACUUCACCCCCUGCACGUCUCCGGAAGUUUUAAUCAUACAACGUGAAAGCCUUGUAUUUCUGCAUGACAUCGGCGAGGGGUGUUUCGGAAAGGUUUACAAAGGUGAAUGGCACAAUGGAGACACAAAAGAAAUUGUCGCCAUAAAAGUUUUAAAGGACACUGCAACACGCGAAACAGAAGAGGACUUUAUGCGAGAAGUUGACAUUAUGUCCACGUUCGGUCAUACGAACAUUUUAUCUUUGAAGGGCAUGGUACUUCGAGAUUCGAGAACGAAUAAUCCAUGGAUGGUGUUCGAAUACAUGCCAUACGGCGAUCUUGCCGAGGUAUUGCGGGCAAGCACGCCGCAAUUGAAAUCGUUAAAACCUGGACUACAACCAUUAACGAAGGAUUCGCUGCACUGGAUUUCGGUUCAGAUUGCAGCCGGCAUGACUUAUUUAUCGGCGCAACGAUUCGUGCAUCGUGACCUGGCGUGUCGGAAUUGUCUGGUGGGUUCAGGCUUAGUGGUGAAAAUCGCUGAUUUCGGCAUGUCACGUGAUAUCUACACCUGCGACUAUUACAAGAUUGGAGGCUCGCGCCUGCUACCAGUCCGAUGGAUGUCACCGGAAAGCGUGAUUUACGGGCGUUUCACGUUAGAAACUGACAUCUGGAGUUUCGGCGUUGUUCUUUGGGAAGUUUUCUCAUAUGGCAAGCAGCCUUAUUACGGCCACACAAACGAAGAAGUUGUUAAACUCAUACUUCAAGGAAUUAUGCUUAUGCCGCCGGAGGAGUGUCCGCCUGUCAUUUGCCAGAUAAUGCGCGACUGCUGGAAGACCGAUCCGCGGGAACGAAUUAAAUUUCCCGACAUCCUGGACAGAUUGGAAAAAGCGGGCAAGUUGACCCAGCAAGAGACACUACCUAGACCACCACAAGGCCCGGUGACGAUACGUACUCCAGACGUUUUGGAUCCGGAUGGUUACUUGCUUCCAGCGCCCACGACUCCUCGCGAAUACCUGCAAGCUCUUCCAACUCUGACCAUUUAAUGACAUAUUUAUAUGGCAGCAAUCUCGGAACUUCAUCUCUCGAAGUGCGCAUGAGUGAAGAGCGCGAUAUCGAAGAAAUGUGUAUAUUAUAUUAAGAAUGUACAGAAAGCUUAGAAUACUAAAGCGUUCAAAUGUCCACGAGAUAGUAUUAAUGUCGUUUUUAUGUCUUAGACUUAUUUUUAUGUAUUAAUAUUUUGACAGUGUAUCAUAUAAUUUCGAUAAUUUAGAUCUGCAGAGUAAAUUUACAAAUAAGAUGCAAACAGAAACCAACAAAACAUAUGUUGCAAACAAUUAUGUAUGUAAAAUGAUUCUUUCAAGCUUCAAAGAAGCGUGGAUAGAAAGUAUUUUUGAUAAUUUGUGCGUACUGUUAAGUUACUAUUGAGCGUCAUUAUGUCUUAUAAUUAAUAAUUGUAAUGAUAAUAGUAUUGUAACUGGUUUUCAUUAUAAACUUUUAAGAAACAUCGUUUUAAUAA
Messenger RNA from Linepithema humile (Argentine ant), 2827 nucleotides. Its product is annotated as high affinity nerve growth factor receptor-like. Gene Ontology annotation, cellular component: axon; signaling receptor complex; plasma membrane. Gene Ontology annotation, molecular function: neurotrophin receptor activity; transmembrane receptor protein tyrosine kinase activity; ATP binding. NCBI's taxonomy places the organism in Eukaryota, Metazoa, Arthropoda, Insecta, Hymenoptera, Formicidae. The record is from RefSeq and is a predicted model, not a curated record. Gene Ontology annotation, biological process: positive regulation of kinase activity; protein phosphorylation; cellular response to nerve growth factor stimulus.